This is a messenger RNA of Nannospalax galili (Upper Galilee mountains blind mole rat), 1212 nucleotides long. RefSeq names its product ras-related protein Rab-12-like. Gene Ontology annotation, molecular function: GTP binding; GTPase activity. Gene Ontology annotation, biological process: Rab protein signal transduction; Golgi vesicle fusion to target membrane; protein localization to plasma membrane. Gene Ontology annotation, cellular component: endosome; synaptic vesicle; plasma membrane. NCBI's taxonomy places the organism in Eukaryota, Metazoa, Chordata, Mammalia, Rodentia, Spalacidae. The record is from RefSeq and is a predicted model, not a curated record.
GCAGAGGGCAGCCGGCAGGUCACACAGCUGCAGCGCGGAGCCCGCGGACCGCCGGGACCGUUCGAGGGGGCGGACGCUGAGCUCGGGGCCGAGGGGGCGCCGGAUCCCGGGGCGCACGGCCGACGGCGGGCCGAGCGCGAGCCGUAUGAGUGCAUGGAUCCCGGCGCCGCGCUGCACAGGCCGGCCGGGGGCGGCGGCCUGGGCGCGGGCUCUCCGGCGCUGUCGGGCGGCCAGGGGCGCCGGAGGAAGCAGCCCCCCAGGCCGGCGGACUUCAAGCUGCAGGUCAUCAUCAUCGGCUCCCGGGACGUGGGCAAGACCAGCCUGAUGGAGCGCUUUACCGACGACACCUUCUGCGAGGCCUGCAAGUCCACCGUGGGUGUUGACUUUAAAAUCAAGACUGUAGAGCCAAGAGGAAAGAAAAUUAGAUUACAGAUCUGGGACACAGCAGGUCAGGAGAGAUUUAACAGCAUUACCUCAGCUUAUUACAGAAGUGCCAAGGGAAUCAUAUUAGUGUAUGAUAUCACCAAGAAGGAGACGUUUGAUGACUUGCCGAAAUAGAUGAAAAUGAUUGACAAGUAUGCUUCUGAAGAUGCAGAGCUUCUCUUAGUUGGAAAUAAGCUGGACUUAAACAGAGAAAUCACCAGACAGCAAGGAGAAAAGUUUGCACAGCAGAUAGCUGGGAUGCGGUUCUGUGAAGCCAGCGCCAAGGAUAACUUCAAUGUGGAUGAGAUAUUUCUGAAACUCGUUGAUGACAUUCUGAAAAAGAUGCCUCUGGAUAUUUUGAGGAAUGAGUUGUCCAAUAGCAUCCUCUCGUUACAACCAGAGCCAGAUAUCCCACCAGAACUGCCUCCACCUCGACUGCACGUCCGAUGCUGUUGAUUUGCUACUUUGCAGACAAAGUGCAGCAAAAAAUUCCUAGAAAGGGGAAAACAUUCUCUUCCGCACUACAAUCAUUUUGACAAUUUCCUUUCACACUUUGUAAUCCAAGUCAGAGCUAUACACUAACUUGUAAAUAUGCAAAUAUGCAAUCCUGGGUAAGUUUGGGUUAUAAGUUACAUAUUUCCCUCCAAAUUCUGUUUCCUUCAUCGCCCCAGUGUCUAGUGUACCUACACUGGGAGAUGUAGUACUUCUAAUAUAUGAAGAAUGGGAGAGAAGAAGGUAGAUGGUUUCUUAAGUAACAUAAUUGUCCUUGUUAAUUAUGAGGACAGAUAU